This is a messenger RNA of Gracilinanus agilis (Agile Gracile Mouse Opossum), 2946 nucleotides long. It is a transcript of the gene SENP5, whose product is annotated as SUMO specific peptidase 5. The record is from RefSeq and is a predicted model, not a curated record. Gene Ontology annotation, biological process: protein desumoylation. Bases 1 to 2208 code for a protein of 735 amino acids. Gene Ontology annotation, cellular component: nucleus. Gene Ontology annotation, molecular function: deSUMOylase activity. NCBI's taxonomy places the organism in Eukaryota, Metazoa, Chordata, Mammalia, Didelphimorphia, Didelphidae. The transcript has 10 exons.
AUGGUGUGGGGCCGCCGCGGGCCCGGGGACCAGCGUCGGAGACGUCACGAGCGGGACCCGCAGGUGAGGCUGAAGCGGGGCCGCCCGCGAGGGCAGCGCGCGGCGGCAGCAGCGGCGGCGGCGGUGGAGACCCGGAGCACCUGGCACAGGCUUUACCGGUCCCUUCAGCGUCGGAGGAAGGCUCUUCGGCUCCAGCGGAAGCGGGCCCAGAAGACAGCCGUGGCGAGUAAGGGCUGUGCCACCCUGGCUUCUCCCCAUAGUCACCUGGUUCCUGGCACUGUGAGUCCCCACAUCUGGGGGCACCUCGCUGGAAGCCUGCCAGCAUCUGUGGAGAACUCUGCCCGGGAAUGCCAGCCAGAGGAAAAGCUCCACAAGGCAGCAGCUGGCUUGCCAGUGGGCAGUGUGUUAGGUCAGGCCAAUGGUUGCAGGCAGAGGCCUGAACACCAGAAUCUUGGCGUGCUUAGGAUAGCCAGUGGAGAGGGCCAGCUUGAGAGCAGCCCCACCUUAGUCACCUUGAGGAGCCAUAAGGGAAAUGGUCGUUACUACAGCUGUUAUCCAGGGCUGGACCCAAGCAGAAUGGAGCCUGAGCAGCCGUCCCUCAUUGUGAGAAGGCCCCAGCUCAGCCAGCCCAGGGGGAAGAGGAUAUCGUUACUUCGGCUGUACAAGAAACUGUCUAUGAUUAGGUUUCGGUAUAGGAUACUACGAUCCCCAAAGUUGAAAACGAGGAGCAAGGCCUGUAAGCUCCGAAAAGCCCAGCAGCGGAGCUGGGUACAGAAGGUCAUCAGGGACCAGCGAGAGAACCAGCAGGAAGGCUGCCAGGGGGCCACCUGGGACCAGCGAGAGAACCGGCAGGAAGGCUGCCAGGGGACCACCUGGAGCUCAUUCCCUUACUCAGGACCUGGCAGCCCCUCUCACCUCCAGCAGCCUCCCUUCCCAGAUAUGGACUGCCCUGCCCCAGGACCCACAGCAAAGGGGAAGAACUUGAAUACAUCUGCUGGCCCACAGAAAGGAAACACUGGGUCAGGCCCAGAGCCUUGUGGAGGGGAGACACUCCCCAGCCAGCAGAACAGCAACAGGGCACAUGGUUGGGACCCAUCAGCCUUCACAGCACUGACCAGUGAGAACCUCUCACCAGAGCAACACUCCAGGGACCUUUUCAUCUCAGAAACUGAACCAGAAACUGUCACUGUGGGGCAGGAUGACCAGGUGAGAGACACUGGGGAUGACAAGGUCAAGCUGCCCCUGCCUGGCCCGGUGGAGAAGGCAGUAAGUGGUAACAAGGGCCAGGGGGAGGAGCCUGUGUCCACCAAGACUGUGCAGAACCUGGGGGGCCCAUGCCAGAUGGAGGCUGAGGCUCCCCGACACCGGAACAUCCAUAGUGCCAAGUUAUUGGAUCAUCCCUACUGUAAAAGUCCCCUGGAUGCGCCCUCCCAACAAACUGGACUCAAAGGGGGACGUCAAGUGGGAGGUGGAAAGAGUGGUCAGAAAAAGUCUACCGUGAAGGACGAAGAUCUUUCCUCCUGUCUCUGUGGAUUCCUGGAUGAGGUGAUGAAGAAAUAUGGCAGCUUGGUCCCCCUCUGUGAAAAAGAUGUUCUCGGAAGACUGAAAGAGGUUUUUAAUGAAGACUUUUCCAAUAGGCACAUGCUGGACAUGGACGACCUGGCAACACUGGACGGUCAGAACUGGCUGAAUGACCAGGUAAUCAAUAUGUAUGGUGAGCUGAUAAUGGAUGCUGUUCCAGACAAGGUUCACUUCUUCAACAGCUUUUUUCAUAGACAGCUGGUAACCAAAGGAUAUAAUGGAGUAAAAAGAUGGACCAAAAAGGUGGAUUUGUUCAAGAAGAGCCUUCUCUUGAUCCCCAUCCACCUGGAGGUCCACUGGUCCCUCAUUACUGUGACUCUCUCAAAUCGAAUUAUCUCCUUCUACGACUCCCAAGGCAUUCAUUUCAAGUUUUGCGUAGAGAAUAUAAGAAAGUAUUUGUUGACCGAAGCUAGAGAAAAAAAUCGCCCCGAGUUUCUUCAGGGUUGGCAGACGGCUGUUACGAAGUGCAUUCCACAACAGAAAAACGACAGCGACUGUGGAGUCUUUGUGCUCCAGUACUGCAAGUGCCUGGCCUUCGAGCGACCCUUCCAGUUCUCCCAGGAGGACAUGCCUCGAGUGCGAAGAAGGAUCUACAAGGAGCUGUGCGAGCGCCGCCUCCUGGACUGAGCGGGGCCACCGGGCCGCCGGAGGAGGCCGCUGCGCCCCCGGACGCCGGGCCGCUCCCCGGACUCCUGGACGGCUCGGGCCGGCAGCGGCCAGCCACUGGCGUUACCUCAGCUUGGUUUUCUCCCCUGACGUGUUUCUUCAGCUACCAUGUAAUAUUUCUUAAUGUCCGCUUUUGUUCCUUUCUAAUUUGUGAUUUCUUUCUUGUAUUUAAUAUUUAUUAUAUGAGCGCAUGCCAUAGGCCGAGCAUGCAGAACAGAAUAUUAAAAACGAAAAACCAACCAAGUCGUAGAUUGGGUGCACCGACCUUCCACCGUAGCUAGGACGGACGGGCCGAGGCCGGCCCAGGACCCGGCGAUGCCCCAUCUGGGGGGCUUCUUCCCCGGCCCCCCGCCAGGGCAGGGCGGGACGAGGAGAGCCGGGAACGAGUCGGCCCAGAGCUUUCCUUUCCGGGGUGGAGAGCCGGCGGGGGGAGCCGGGACGUGCCCCUCCCCACGGACAAAGGAGACGCGAGACACUGUGAUGAUGCUGCCGGAAAGCUCUGGGUGUUUGAUGCUGCUCUGACGGGACGCCGCCGCCACGUCCGGAUGGAGAAGACGGACCGGACGCGGCUCCCCGGUCCGCCCUUCGUCCCUUUGUGUGUGUCUCGCCUUUACGUGUGGAACCAGAACCGUGUGCGCUGCUCUGGGUCCGUUGGGGAUUCUGUGCCAAUUAAAGUCCUCUUUUGCCUUUUGCCUUACA